Messenger RNA from Urocitellus parryii (Arctic ground squirrel), 2298 nucleotides. The record is from RefSeq and is a predicted model, not a curated record. NCBI's taxonomy places the organism in Eukaryota, Metazoa, Chordata, Mammalia, Rodentia, Sciuridae.
CCUCCGGGGCGCUCUGGGGAGAGAGGCCCUCGGCGCCUGGGGACUCACGGAGCUCUGCGACCUCGGCGGCCAGGGGAUGAAAGCAGGAGAGAGGAGUGGGGCAGUGCCACCAUGGCAAUCUUCCUUCAUGGUGUGAAGCCCUCUAUCAGUGGGGGCCGUCCUGAGCCAGGAUAGAGCCCAGGGCUGGGCCCAGCCCCAACUGCUAUCUCCAGGAAGCAGGGAAGAGACUGCUCCCAGGCCCAAGGGAGUCAGCUGUGCGGCUGGAGCAACUCCUCAGGGACCCAGGGGCUGGAAAAGACUGUUCACCUGCUGCUCUGCGCACUGACAGCCUGGAGCCCGCCGCCUGCCGGGGUUGCAUCAUCUGCAGCUCCAUAAGGUUUUUCUCUAUCAACCUUGAAAUCAGCCUGGAGCCUGCUGGACCUGCCCCCCCAGGGAGCUGGAGCCAGAGGCAGAGCCAGGCUACACAGAAGCUGGGGUGCCCACACAGGCAGGAAGGCCACCAGGCCAGAAGGACACCUCGCAGCUGAAGGAGGGGACCUUGUUGACUGCUGGAGGGAGGGCGUCCUAUCCUGUGAUACCAUGUCCGAGAGCAGCAGGGAGAUGGGACCUUCUCUGACCCCGGAGAUCCUUAGCCACCUGGGCCUUGCCAAUAAGACUGCAGCUUGGGGGACCCUGGGCACACUCAGGACCUUCUUGAGCUUCAGUGUGGACAAAGAUGUACAGAGGCUACUGAAAGCCAUUACAGGCCAAGGUGUGGAUUGUGGUGCCAUUGUGGACGUGCUAACCAAUCGGAGCAGAGAGCAAAGGCAGCUUAUUUCUAGAGCCUUCCAGGAGCGGACCCAACAGGACCUGCUGAAGUCCUUGCAGGCGGCACUCUCUGGGAACCUGGAGAAGAUGGUGGUGGCCCUGCUGCAGCCUGCAGCCCAAUUUGAUGCCCAGGAACUGAGGACAGCCUUGAAGGCCUCAGAUUCUGCAGAGGAUGUAACCAUGGAAAUUCUUGCUACCCGAACCCCACCUCAGCUGCAGGAGUGCCUGGCAGCCUACGGGCACCAUUUCCAGGUGGAGGCUGAGGACGACAUCAAGUCUAAGACCAGUGGCAUCUUGCGGGACCUGCUCCUGGCCCUGGCCAAGGGGGGCCGGGAGAGCUACUCUGGAAUUAUUGACUACAAUCUGGCAGAGCAGGAUGUCCAGGCGCUGCGGCAGGAUGGGCAGGACGAAGGGCGCAGCACCCAGGGAUCAUGGGUCCUAAUCCUCACCCAGCGCAACCCCAAACACCUCACCCGAGUGUUUGAGCAGUACCAGCGGCGCACGGGGCAGGAGCUGGAGGAGGCCGUGCGCACCCGUUUCCGUGGAGAGGCCCGGGCCGCCCUGCUCAGCCUAGCCUCGGUGAUCAGGAACACGCCGCUGUACUUUGCCGACAAACUUCACCGAGCCCUCCAGGAGUCUGAGCCCAAUUACCAAGUCCUGAUGCGCAUCCUUAUCUCUCGAAGUGAGACUGACCUUCUAAGCAUCCGAGCUGAGUUCAAGAAGAAAUUUGGAAAGUCCCUCUAUUCUUCUCUCCAGGAUGCCGUCACAGGGGAUUGCCGGUCAGCCCUUCUGACCCUGUGCAGAGCUGAAGACAUUUGAGGCCUCCCUUCCCCGACCUCCAUGUGACAUUCAAGGAUCUCAGAUGCCCAUGUUUGGCUAAGCCUGCAGGAGACCAGCUGGGCCUCUAAAUAGGAUGACCCUUCAUGGUGCCCCGCACACCAAGUUUCUUGUUAAGGCUGAACUGUAUCUUUUAAAUCCCUAAUUUCUUUCAUUUCAAAAUGUUAUCUUUACCUGGGUCCUCUAGCUCUAUCCUGGAAGAAGGGUAGUGGGAUUUCUUUGAUAGUUUCUAUCCCACUCAUCUUUCUCAUACCCUGGCCAGAACAUCUCUCUGGUACUCCAAUUCUUUUUGGCAAACUUUACUGUUGUUUGUGUUCUCUGACUGAACUUCGGGUGGAGCAGGACACAGACCAGGAAGACGCCUUGGAGCUGAAGCACCUUUGAAGUGCACUUGGCUAUUCAAUGGGAAUCCUGUUUUUGCCCCAGUGUUGCAGUUAUCAACAUGUUCCACCCACCACGUCUAUCCUCACAUUCAUUAUUCUCCUUACCCCAGGAAAUUCAGGCAAAUUAAUUGAGGAACAAGCAGAAGAAUGAGGUCAGAAAUGGUUGGAGGUAGCAAAGGACCAUCUGUGAGAAGUAGGAGGAAAGCAAAGGGUUAAACUGCCCUCCCAACCCUGGGAAGUCUUGGUAACUUCUCAAAUUCCCAGCUCCAGU